This is a messenger RNA of Effrenium voratum, 1699 nucleotides long. The record is from the annotation of a GenBank genome assembly. Lineage: Eukaryota; Dinophyceae; Suessiales; Symbiodiniaceae.
AUGGGCAUGCCCAAGGAAACCCACAUGUCGAUUCAGAUCGGCUUCUCUGCCCAGACGAAGUGCUCGCAGACGCAGGACUUGAUCGACGCCAAGCUGGAGCGUCGCCGCAAGGGCGUCUACGGGCCGCCGAUGGGUCGCAUGUGCGUGGUGAUGGUAGACGACCUCAACAUGCCGGUGAAGGAGAAGUAUGGCGCCAUGCCACCCAUCGAGAUCCUGCGACAGAGCAUGGAUUCCACUGCCUAUGGGCCCACAGGCGGCUGGUUUGACCGCAAGGAUCCCACGCAUCCCUUCCGCAGCAUCAUUGACGUGGUUUACUUUGCGGCUAUGGGCCCACCCGGGGGUGGCCGGAACUUCAUCACGCCCAGGGUUCUGAGCCACAUGUACCUGGUCGGCUUCCCUCUAUUGGAUGAUGACAACAUGAUGCAGAUCUUCAACACAAUCCUCGAGUGGAAGUUCCGGACGGAUAACUAUCCAGCGGAUGUGGCCGGGCUCAGCCGGAAAAUCGUCCAAGCCACUUUGGAGAUCUACAAGAACACGUCCGAUCAGUUGCGGCCAACCCCCAUGAAGGUUCACUACACCUUCAACUUGCGGGAUUUCUCCAAGGUGAUUUGCGGCGUCCUGUUGCUCAAGAAGAACGAGUGCGAAGGCGAGCGAGUUGAGACACUUGCAGUGAGCAAAGGAUGGAACGUGUCACUGCGGGUGUUCACUGCGAGGCCGUGUUUGGGCAGAGGUCUGGCGGGGAAGAAGAGGCUCCAGCUACGGGAGCAGACAAAGAAGAACUUCCAGGUUUCCUUUGAUGACAUCAUGGCCCACUUGGACGCCAACAAGGAUGGCAAGGUCAACACACUGGACGAGGUGCGCACUCUGUUCUUCGGCGACAUGCUCUCACCCUCGGCAGUGCCUUCUCGGCCCUACACUGAGCGCGGCAGCCAAGUCCAGUCAGCCCCAAAGCGUUGCCGCUGGCGACCGCAUUGCGCCAUGGCGAGCUUCGUGGAGUCUGGGAGGAAGAUAGUGGCCGUGGGCAAGAACUACAGCAAGCACAUUGCUGAGAUGGCGAAAAUAGGCAGUGCGAAAGACGAGAAGAUCGCGGCUUCGGCUCCCAGCACGCCAGUGCUGUUUCUGAAGCCCACGACUUCCUACCUGCCCAUGGGUGCCGGGCCCAUUCUUUUGCCGAAUGCCAUUGGCCCAAUCCACCACGAGGUGGAGCUGGGCGUGGUGAUUGGCCAGCGGUGCAAGCGCGUGCCGGAGGAGAAGGCCAUGGACGUGGUUGUAGGCUACUGCAUCGCGCUGGACCUCACAGCGCGGGACCUGCAAACCGCGGCCAAAGACAAGGGCCUGCCCUGGUCCGUGCCCAAAGGAUACGACCACUUCACCCCUGUCGGCCAGUUCAUCGACAAAACCGCAAUCCCGGAUCCGCACAAUCUGGAGCUGUUCUGCGAAGUCAACGGCGUGCAGCGGCAGCGGGGGAGCACCGGUGAGAUGAUCUUCAAACUGCCGAAGUUGAUCGCGCACAUCAGCUCCAUCUUCACCCUGGAGCCUGGGGACCUGAUCCUCACUGGCACGCCUGAGGGGGUGGGCCCCAUCGAGGCUGGAGACAAAGUGCGUGCUGGCAUCACGGGCCUUGUGGAGUCGGAGAUCCAUUUCGAUGUAGCCAUGGACAGCGAGUAGAUAGGUGUCCUUUGGGCCAGUUUGGUUGAAC